Sinocyclocheilus anshuiensis is the source of this 3037-nucleotide messenger RNA. RefSeq names its product desmoglein-2-like. Gene Ontology annotation, biological process: homophilic cell-cell adhesion. The record is from RefSeq and is a predicted model, not a curated record. The transcript is spliced from 8 exons. Bases 1 to 1962 code for a protein of 653 amino acids. Gene Ontology annotation, molecular function: calcium ion binding. Lineage: Eukaryota; Metazoa; Chordata; Actinopteri; Cypriniformes; Cyprinidae. Gene Ontology annotation, cellular component: desmosome; plasma membrane.
AUGGACCGAUUAAAAGAAACACGGCCCUUUAAUUACGCAGCAAUAGACAGCGACACGCUAUUAACUGCUCAUGACGUCAGGUAUGCAAAAGGACAAGACGUUGACAACUGGCUGAUUAUAGAUGAGAGGACGGCUGAUAUAAGACUCAAUAAAAUACCAGAUUAUGAGUCCAAGUUUCUGGUCAAUGGCACAUAUUACGCUCAGAUAAUCUGCAUCACUAAUGAUGCUCCGUCUAAAACUGCAACAGGAACCAUUGCCAUUCAAGUAAAGGACUUUAAUGACCACUGUCCUGUGCUGAGCCGUCAGUCUCAAACGCUGUGCUAUGAGGAUCACGUGGUUUAUGUCACGGCUGUGGACAAAGAUCAUUUCCCCAAUGGAUCACCCUUUGGUUUCAAAGUGGACACCAUAAGCACAAAGGAGUCAUGGAGCAUCGAACCUCUCAAUGACACUACAGCGAUAUUCAGAUCUCAAAAAACACUGUGGCCCGGCGUGUACCAUGUGUUUGUGGACGUGUGGGACCAGCAGGGGAAGAUCUGCGCUGCUCAGGAGCUUCAGGUAAACGUCUGCACAUGUGACGCUUCUAAAGUUUGCCUGCCCAGAAAAACCGUCUCUACGUUUGGAGCAUCUGGUGUUCUUCUGAUGCUGCUGGGACUGCUGCUGCUGCUCUUGGUGCCGCUUCUGCUGCUCUUCUGUCUUUGUGGCGGCGCAGGAGCUGUCGGAGAUUUCAUGACCAUGCCGUUUGAAGCUAAAGAGCAUCUUAUUGCAUAUAAUACUGAAGGACAGGGGGAGGACAAGGGAAUGGCUCUCUUACGGAUGUCAAAGCAGCUGGAUGACAGCAAGUACAGUCAUGUGGACGCUGAAGGAGGGGCUCGGAUGUGGGGUGAAGUAAAAGAUGGUGGAUUUAGAGCAGAAGGCUCACACUGGACCUCUUUCUACCAAUAUGACCAGCAUGAAAGUGCACAUCAUCACCACAGGAAUCAGACUGCUGGACGGUACAAGUCUGGACAAAGAAAAGAUGAACACAGCAGAUUUGAAGACUACACUUUUGACGGGCUUGCGCUGUCUGAUGCUUUCUUAGGCAACUACUAUUCUCAAAAAGCAAGUCAUGUGGCCAAGAAGCAAGAUAAGGGAGACAAUCUGAAGGUCUACGACUACGAGGGUGAGGAAUCAUACAAGGGCUCAUUUGAGGACAUCUGCGGUCUCCUACACAAAGACGACGACUUUUCUUUUCUUGAUGACCUUGACUUGAAGUUCAAGACCCUGGCUGAGAUCUGCAGUGGUUCUACAAUUAAGGCUGAAAUCAGCACAAGCGUCCCUGUGACCUCUAAACCGGUCCUGACCGCCACACAUGAAGAUGUCAACGUACAAGGGACAAUUAGUCAUUCACAGUCUCAAGAGAAAGCAAAGUCAUCCGCCAUCAUUCACACCGUAGGAGUGCAGCAGACCAGCAGCAUGUCUUCAACAGGAGCCUAUGUCCAAGAGAAGGUGGUGGUUCCUAACCAAACCCUGUUAGUCCAGCAACCCGCGAUGUACUACGCCCACACCACCCCCAUUUAUGUGGUGGAUGCCCAGCCUACUCUGUUGGUGACGCCUGGCCCAGUCCUAGGCCUUCAGGAGAACCUGAAGGGCUCUGGUGCUUCCCAACGUGGAACUGCCAAACGUGAAACGCAGCACUACCAGAGUAUAGUUAUGGUUGAGAAGCAGCCCACAGAAGGGUUUAAGCAAACUCAAGGCAGUGUCUCUGUAGCGGCCCAGAUUUUAAACGCUGAAAUAAUGCAGUCUCAAGGGGUUAAACAGGCUCUCCAUCCAUCAGUCCAGAUUGUAAACACUGAAAUAAUGCAGUCUACGGAGUCUCAUGAGGUUAGACAGGCGAUCCAUCCAGCCAGAAGGAUGAUGGCAGGAGCGGCCAGAGAGACGGAAGUUUGUGCUUCGUUGGAUAUGAGGGUUCCUCAGAGUCUGUAAGCACUUGGGAUGCACCGAUACUACAUUUCUCAGUUGAUACCGAUAACCGAUUAUUCAGAAUGACAUCAGCUUCCGAUACCAAUACUUUGGUUUCUUAAAGGUCCACUGACGUGCUUUGAAACGUGCAGCAUUAUUCUUUGUGUUGACGUAAUUUCAACUGAAACAGGAAGACAUGGUGGGGGGAUCACAUGACGCUUUCAUGGGCCCAGAUGCACAUUAGUUAAGCUCCGCGUAUUUAGCCCUUCUUUUAUUGCUGUUUGACUCUUUUACCUACAAUUGGGGUAGUUUUUUUCGUUUGCCAUUGGUUUGUAAAUGUCACACAGUCGGAAACUCGCUUAUCUUUCACCAUCAUCCUCUCCAAUAAAGAAGAAAACUAAAUCAGCAGCCGCGGCAGGCCGAGCGGACAUGGAGGAUAACAUGGCGAUCACUAUAAAGCGUUUUGAGGACAUUUUGAAAACUGAACCAGCAGCAAUGCGCACCGAAUUUGCCUCUCACAUGACCACAAUCCAGAAUAUGUGCUCUAAAGUUGACUUCUUAACCGGGGAACAGAGAGAGCAGAAAAGAGUGGUCAGCGAACACACUAGGCAUUUGAAUGCCCUCGAGCAACAAGUGAUUGAUCUACAAGACCGCAGCUGACGCAGUAAUCUCCGGCUGCUAGGGUUACCUGAAGGGGCCGAGAAAGAUGAUCCAGUUGGCUUUCUGAAACGGUCUCUUCCGACCUGGAUUCCAUCACUAGCGGACAAAGAUAUCGAGAUCGAACGUGCGCAUCGAGUUUACGCCAGAGCUUCAACUGAUCAAUCCAAACCGUGAGUGUUUCUUUUCAAACUGUUACGCUACAACGACAGGAAUCUGAUUCUAAACAAAGCAAGACGCCACGGUCCUGUAAAAACAAAUGACGGUGCAAUGCUGAGCUUCUUCCCCGACUUCUCUCCCGAGACGGCAAAGAAGCGGAGCUCCUUCACUAUAAUACGUAAGGAAUUGAAAGAGGCAGGUCUGCAGACCUUUCUUCAGUAUCCAGCUACGCUGAAGAUCGUCAUGAAACACGGCGAGACUAAACUACUGUACUCUCCGGAGG